This is a messenger RNA of Diceros bicornis minor, 3820 nucleotides long. RefSeq names its product RNA binding motif protein 15 (gene RBM15). Lineage: Eukaryota; Metazoa; Chordata; Mammalia; Perissodactyla; Rhinocerotidae. Gene Ontology annotation, biological process: regulation of alternative mRNA splicing, via spliceosome. The transcript has 2 exons. Gene Ontology annotation, molecular function: mRNA binding. The record is from RefSeq and is a predicted model, not a curated record. The coding region runs from base 582 to 3470 and encodes 962 amino acids. Gene Ontology annotation, cellular component: nucleus.
GUGUUCUACCCUUUCACCUUCAGCCUCCUCAGUAUAUGGACCUACCCCUUUAAGCUAGUGAUAGACAGUUAUUUCAGCCUAUCAACGUCCUCAUCGAUAUCCAAUCAGAUUUAAACUUCUGUCAGCCGCCGGAGGAGUUGGAAGAAGGGGGUCGAAAGAGGGAGCGCUCUCUCUCUCGCGAGAUCAUUGUAAGCCGGCCUUUCAGAAAAAAACGCCAGAACAGAUGGCCGGACUUCCCAAAUAGUCAGUUAAAAGACGGGGUCACAAACCAAUGAAAGGGAUGAGGAAGUGGGAUCACUGCUUUCACCGCGCAAGAAGUACCGUUACAGGGCAGACUUUUUGUCCAAUCAACGCCUCCAGACUUUGGGUCAAGUGACCAUAGAGUGCAAGGGGCGGAGCUACAGCCUGGCGCGAGGAACCGUUAAGAUGGACAACGAGUAGGACCAAUGAGGUACUCUGACUAGGGCGUUGGGAACCCAAUAACAGUGGACGGGCGGGCGCCUUCCCCGAGCGCGGGGAGAUGUGAAGACAGACAAACAGUUUUCCCAAUGAGACUGUAGAGGAGAAGUGCUAAUUGACCAAUGAGGACGACGGGGCGGGAGCCUUUGCCGCGGCGGAGUCCAAGAUGGCGGCGUGCGGUUCCGCUGUGUGAAACGAGCGCGGGGCGGCGGGUUCAUCUGCUCCGCGGAGACGACCUCCGACGGCCCGCAACAAUGAAGGGGAAGGAGCGCUCCCCAGUCAAGCCCAAACGCUCGCGUGGUGGCGAGGACUCGACUUCCCGCGGGGAGCGGAGCAAGAAGUUAGGGGGCUCUGGUGGCAGCAAUGGGAGCAGCAGCGGAAAGACCGACAGCGGCGGUGGGUCGCGGCGCAGCCUUCAUCUGGACAAGUCCAGCAGCCGAGGGGGCAGCCGCGAGUAUGACACUGGUGGGGGCAGCUCCAGUAGCCGCUUGCACAGUUACAGCUCCCCAAGCACCAAAAAUUCCUCGGGCGGGGGCGAGUCGCGCAGCAGCUCCCGGGGUGGAGGCGGGGAGUCACGUUCCUCUGGGGCCGCCUCCUCAGCUCCCGGCGGCGGGGACGGCGGGGAAUACAAGACGCUGAAGAUAAGCGAGUUGGGGUCCCAGCUGAGUGACGAAGCAGUGGAGGACGGACUGUUUCACGAGUUCAAACGCUUCGGUGAUGUAAGUGUCAAAAUCAGUCAUCUCUCGGGUUCUAGCAGCGGGGAUGAGCGAGUAGCCUUUGUGAACUUCCGGCGGCCAGAGGACGCGCGGGCGGCCAAGCAUGCCAGAGGCCGCCUGGUGCUCUAUGACCGGCCCCUGAAGAUAGAAGCGGUGUAUGUGAGCCGGCGCCGCAGCCGCUCCCCUUUAGACAAAGAUGCUUAUCCUCCGUCAGCCAGCGUGGUCGGGGCCUCUGUAGGUGGUCACCGGCACCCCCCUGGAGGAGGUGGUGGAGGCCAGAGAUCACUUUCACCUGGUGGCGCAGCCUUGGGAUACAGAGACUACCGGUUGCAGCAGUUGGCUCUUGGCCGCCUGCCCCCUCCACCUCCGCCACCAUUGCCCCGAGAGCUAGAGCGGGAGCGAGACUACCCGUUCUAUGAGAGAGUGCGUCCUGCAUACAGUCUUGAGCCGAGGGUGGGAGCUGGAGCAGGUGCUGCUCCUUUCAGAGAAGUGGAUGAGAUCUCACCCGAGGAUGAUCAGCGAGCUAACCGGACGCUUUUCUUGGGCAACCUAGACAUCACUGUGACAGAGAGUGAUCUAAGAAGGGCUUUUGACCGCUUUGGAGUCAUCACAGAAGUAGACAUCAAAAGGCCUUCUCGGGGCCAGACCAGUACCUAUGGCUUUCUCAAAUUUGAGAACCUAGACAUGUCUCAUCGGGCCAAACUAGCAAUGUCUGGCAAAAUUAUAAUUCGGAAUCCUAUCAAAAUUGGUUAUGGUAAAGCUACACCCACCACCCGCCUCUGGGUGGGUGGCCUGGGACCUUGGGUGCCUCUUGCUGCCCUGGCACGAGAGUUUGACCGAUUUGGCACCAUCCGCACCAUAGACUACCGCAAAGGUGAUAGUUGGGCAUAUAUCCAAUAUGAAAGCCUGGAUGCAGCUCAUGCUGCCUGGACCCAUAUGCGGGGCUUCCCACUCGGUGGCCCAGAUCGCCGCCUUAGAGUAGACUUUGCAGACACAGAACAUCGUUACCAGCAGCAGUAUCUGCAGCCUCUGCCGUUAACUCAUUAUGAACUGGUAACAGAUGCUUUUGGACAUCGGGCACCUGACCCUUUGAGGGGUGCUCGGGAUAGGACACCACCCUUACUAUACAGAGAUCGUGAUAGAGACCUUUAUCCUGAUUCUGAUUGGGUGCCACCCCCACCCCCAGUCCGUGAACGCAGCACUCGGACUGCAGCCACUGCUGUGCCUGCUUAUGAGCCACUGGACAGCCUGGAUCGCAGGCGGGAUGGCUGGUCCUUGGACCGGGACAGAGGUGAGCGAGAUCUACCCAGCAGCAGAGACCAGCCUAGGAAGCGAAGGCUGCCUGAGGAGAGUGGGGGGCGGCAUCUGGAUAGGUCCCCUGAGAGCGACCGUCCACGAAAACGUCACUGUGCUCCUUCUCCUGACCGCAGUCCAGAAUUGAGCAGUAGCCGGGAUCGCUACAACAGUGACAAUGAUCGAUCUUCCCGUCUUCUCUUGGAAAGGGCCUCUCCAAUCAGAGACAGACGAGGUAGUUUGGAGAAAAGCCAAGGUGACAAGCGAGACCGUAAAAACUCAGCAUCAGCUGAACGGGAUAGGAAGCACCGGACGACUGCUCCCACUGAAGGAAAAAGCCCUCUGAAAAAAGAAGACCGGUCUGAUGGGAGUGCAGCAAGCACCAGCACUGCUUCAUCGAAGCUGAAGUCUCCUUCCCAGAAACAGGAUGGCGGGACAGCCCCUGCAGCAGCAGCCUCUCCCAAACUCUGUUUGGCCUGGCAGGGCAUGCUUCUAUUGAAGAACAGCAACUUUCCUUCCAACAUGCAUUUGUUACAGGGAGACCUCCAAGUGGCUAGUAGUCUUCUUGUGGAGGGCUCGACUGGAGGCAAAGUGGCCCAGCUCAAGAUUACUCAGCGUCUUCGUUUGGACCAGCCCAAGUUGGAUGAAGUAACUCGACGCAUCAAAGUGGCAGGGCCCAAUGGUUAUGCCAUUCUUCUGGCUGUGCCUGGAAGUUCUGACAGCAGAUCCUCCUCUUCUUCCGUCACGUCAGACACUGCCACCUCUACUCAGAGGCCUCUUAGGAACCUUGUGUCCUAUUUAAAGCAAAAGCAGGCCGCUGGGGUGAUCAGCCUCCCUGUGGGGGGCAACAAAGACAAGGAAAACACCGGGGUCCUUCACGCCUUCCCACCCUGUGAGUUCUCCCAGCAGUUCCUGGAUUCCCCUGCCAAGGCACUGGCCAAAUCUGAAGAAGAUUACCUGGUCAUGAUCAUUGUCCGUGCAAAACUGGUGAACAGUGGAUGAAGACAUGGAAUUCAAAGCUCUAAUGGACCUUUUUGAAGAGAAUUUGUGGCUUAUGUGGAGUUUACAUGGGCCUCUUGAUGGAAGAAAGCUAAUCUGUUUAGUAUUUGUGCAUUUUACUAGAAUGGCAGCUUAAAGUUGUGUAUCUGCUAUUGUGAUGCCAAUGCCGGUGUUUUAAGUGGAAAAAAAAUGACCUCUUGCUUUGUGCUGUGUACACAAGAUUUCUGGAAAAGUAAAGAAAAACCCUUUUUAUGGCUCACACAGCUUAAAAGUAGCUGUCACUCAAACGUGCGCUCACAGUUGAGCUGCUUUUGUUUUAUUCUAAAUAAAUUGUUUCUUUUGAGGAAAAUGUU